GACUUAGAAAACAGAGAAAGAGCAGACAAUAAUUCGAGGUAGCACAGGCUCCGUGUAGCUUCAUUUGUAUUUUGAACCUGUGUUAUUGUGUGAAUUUGUCUCACUGUAGUGCAUGUUUACUAAACCUACUACAACAACUCAACCGCUUUAAGAGUUUAUACUCGCUGGGUGGGAUUUGUCUCCCAUUCCCCAGCUAGUUAAGUUAGCUGGCGAAAGGUGCUAAUAGGCUAGCUGGCUAACUAACGUGAACUCUGCUACUCAAACGUUAGCAGAGAACAUUUUAUCCAUCAUUUAGACACAGAAUAGUUUAGUGAGCAAGAAGAUUUCAUUCGUUCUGUGCUCAGUCAUGGAAAAAGAUGUUGGUGAACAGGAGAAGCACGGUGAUGCUGCUGUGAACCAACCCAAGAAACAGCCAUAUAGAUACACAAAGGAAGAGCUUCUGGAGAUAAAAGAACUGCCAAUUUCCAAUGAAAGGCCUGAUUGUCUCUCAGAGAAAUAUGACAGUGAUGGUGUGUGGGAYCCAGAGAAAUGGCAUGCUUCCCUGUACCCUACAUCAGAACGAAGCUCUCCUGUAGAAGGUUUUAAGAAGGACCAUGGGGAUGACAAGGUUCCUUUAAAACGAAGAAUCCCUGAUCCUCGUGAGCGAUUAAAGGAAGAUGACAUAGAUGUUGUACUGAGCCCACAGCGACGCAGCUUUGGAGGYGGCUGUCAGGGCAAUGCAGCACCUGUGGCCCACUCCCGUCGACCAGUCAGUCCUCUGGAAAAUAAGGAAAAUGAGUCACUCCGUCUUGGAGGAGCUCGCAGAAUUGGCAGUGGACGAAUCRUAGCUUCUCGUGCCUUUGAGAGAGAAGCCCGUGUAGAGAAGGAAAGAGAACGGGAGAGAGACUUYAAAGAUAAAAGAUUCAGGAGAGAUUAUGGUGACAAACGUGUGUUCAGUGAGAGAAGAAGAAACGACUCCUAUGCAGAGGAGGAACCAGAGUGGUUCUCAGGGGGUCCCACCAGCCAGUCUGAGACAAUUGAGCUCAUUGGGUUUGACGACAAGAUCUUGGAGGAAGAUAAACGCAAAUCUAAGCGAUCAAGAAAGCGGACGGACUCCAUUAAAGAAGCAGUUGAAUGCAAUGGUGGACUAGUUGAGGAACAAGAUGUGGGCUUACAGUCCACGGCUGAUCAAGAGGUUCCCCAUCCCGAUGUGCUUCCAGACCAGUCAACUGGGGACUUUGACUUCAAUGAGUUCUUCAAUCUAGAGAAAACUAUGCCAGGACUGGCUUCUAUGAUAGAGGAUGUUUUGGGAGAGGGUCCGGUGUCAGCCAGCCGCUUCAGCCAGUUUUUUACCAGAAACAUGAGCCCGUCAGGCAGCCAGUCUAGCAGUUUGAGGUCCACUCCUUAUGAAGAGCUAGAAAAACUUGGAGAGUGCAAGGARAAAGUGGACAUCCUGGACCUGCUGCACAAGGCCAAAGUAGACCUGAAGCCCCUUYUGUCAACGCUUUCAGCCAACAAAGCCCGACUACAGGAAAGCACUAACUCGGGGGUGGUGCUCUCUCURGAGGAAGUAGAGGGAGAGAUGAAGGGAAUGAAGCUGGGCUUGGAGCCACGUGUGCAGAAGGUGUCCCCUCCACAGAGGGGAGACGGCACACCCUUUAUGGCUGAGCUUUUAGAGGAGGCUUUAACAGGCGGCUCCAGCAGCCGUCCACGCUCACGUGAUACAGACAUGUCAGCCUUUAAUAAACUGGUCAGCAGCAUGAAGGCAAGUGGAACUCUGCCAGCUCACCCCAAACUCAACACAAACAAUCAACCUUCAGAUCAAAGUGGUGUCACAYGGCCUGAUGCAGCUCCUCAGCAGCAGAAAAACAUAUUCCAGGAGCUAUUAAGAGGUGGUCGAGGCUCCCCAACACCUUUAGUGGGUUUGUUGGGCUGCUCUGAGCCUCCAGUGGCUGCUGCUCCUCUACAUGGUUUACUACACAAGGGCCCCUCACCCCCUCUCUUCCCGCCAAGGGCCCCAUCACCUGACUACUUUAAAAGCAGGUUGCCACCUUCUGCAGGAUUUACUGUUGGUCCUCAGCCCAUCCUGUCAGAACAGUUUGCAGAUGUACACAGAUCAAUAAGUCCUGCGCAACAACAGAUGAGGGUGCUCUCUAUACCUGUGAAUCAUUCUGAACUGGAAGCCCUAGCACUUCAGCAGGACCUUGCUCUACAUGCCCACCCCUCAUUUCAGUCAGGCUACAACAAACACCCACAGGACAGGUCUUUUCGAAACAGACCCCAGCGUGUUAAUCGGUCCCCUGGACCUCAGUCUGCUGGAAGAAACUCUCCAGGAAAUGCAGUCACCAGCAUGUUGUCCCCGUCAUUCACUCCUACAUCUGUGAUUCGCAAAAUGUACGCAACAAAAGAGAAAAACAAAGAUGAACCGUUAGGUCGUUCAGAGACCAAGGAGGAGGCGGCGGCAAACUCUCAAGAUGGCAGCAGCUCUCCAAAUCUGUUCAUGGAAUUAAUGGAUGGAAAUGUUGCACAGUCAGGAGUAAAGGCCAGCUCUCAAACCCUGCAAAGCAAAGACCAAGAGCGUCUGAGACCCAGCAAUACUGCAAACCAAAUGCCCAAUAUGGUACCUCCUGGACAGUCUUCAUCUUUCCCUCAUCCCAUCUAUCCAGUACCACUUCUGUCUCAUGUCCCAAUGGUGCGCCCACCCCCUCAGCUCCAUCCUAAUGUUGUUCAGCGAAUGCUGGCACAAGGGAUCCAGCCCCAGCAGCUUGGACCUGCUCUUAUGCAAGCAGGUGUUUUUCCACCACAUGUUGACCUUGCACAACUUCAAGGCUUGCCUCCUGCACUGCUAGGACAGCCUAUAUACCCGCUGAGUGCAACAGGGCAUCCACUUCUACCUCCCAGAGCCAAUACUCCGAUGCAGAUAGCAGUUAUGCAGCAGCAGCUUCAGCAGCAAAGACCAAUACAUCCCAGCACACCAGGCACUCGGUCACAGAUUCAAGGCCCCCAUCGGACAAAUGGCACCCAGCGUCAUGGAGGAAGCCCACCUCCAGGCCUCGCCAAGUGGUUUGGAUCGGAUGUGCUUGAACAGCCACUGCCCUCUAUGCCAGCCAAAGUCAUCAGUGUAGAUGAGUUGGAGUUUAGGCCAUAAGUAAAAUGCUUUGCUGGAAUUUUUCUUUUCCUCCUCCUCUGCACAUCUCCUCCUCCUGGUUACAGUAAAAUGUGAACUUUAAUUUGAAAGACAAGUGUGUCAUGGGACACUCUAACCAUGCCAUGCUUUGUUUUCAAGAAGCAAGUGAUGGAGAUUUAUUUUGCUAGCUGAGUGUUUUUGUUUUUGUAAUAGACAGUAAAUAAUGUAAAGGAUUAAUUGUACAGACCAUUGGGAAAGAAUCUUAUUCUCUGUAUAUAGCAAUGUUUUCUUUGUUUUUGUUUUGUUUUUUUCUUCCUCCCUUCACCUUCAUCUUAUUGUGGGAAGCUGAAGCAGGAGGAAAAGAGGUAAAAGUCACUAAGAGCUGAUAGCAUUCCUUAAUUGCCUCCCUGACGAGAAGAAUCAGAAGAAAGCCACUGUAAAUGGUAGGGUAGGUUGAGUUAGUUCAGUGUACACUCCACCUUUUUGGUUUGUGGCUUUUCUUCAAGGUUGAGAAGUCACAGGACACCACUGGAGGAUGCAGCAAGCUGGUUGUGCCUUUUUUGUUGUUCCUCAACUGUAUCCUCUCCAGUUCUGUAUCAUUAGAGGGAUUGCACUGUUCACUGUCAUUUGAGGGUGCUUGGGAUUCAUUUGAUGUGCUAUUAAGUUAUAAGAAGCACAAAUGGAAUUAAUAAAUAAAACAUUGAGAAUAACA
Austrofundulus limnaeus is the source of this 3818-nucleotide messenger RNA. It is a transcript of the gene eif4enif1, whose product is annotated as eukaryotic translation initiation factor 4E nuclear import factor 1. The transcript is spliced from 19 exons. NCBI's taxonomy places the organism in Eukaryota, Metazoa, Chordata, Actinopteri, Cyprinodontiformes, Rivulidae. The record is from RefSeq and is a predicted model, not a curated record. Gene Ontology annotation, cellular component: nucleus; cytoplasm. Gene Ontology annotation, molecular function: mRNA binding. The coding region runs from base 347 to 3127 and encodes 926 amino acids. Gene Ontology annotation, biological process: negative regulation of translation.